AUGGGCAUGCAAGAAGUAGCAGACUGGUAUUCACGAAACUGUGGAAUUAAAAUAUCUCCCGGUGUUUCGGUUGACAAAUCACUGCUACAAACUCCUGAGUCGGGUUCUGGGUUGAUUGUUGAUCUAUCCAAUGCCGAAAAUUAUAGGUUACAGGAUAGCAGCCUAGUUGAAGUACUGCGCAUACCAAGGUCGAGCACUUUUUCAGUGGAAGCCAUAAUGGGAUGGUUAAAUGAUGACGACGACGAGACUUAUGAGUUUAUUGAUUCCAAAAAGGAGCUAAAGCGAUAUAUCGGAAUGUUUCUUGAUGACCAAGACCAUCAUUCAUUCAUUAGUGAAACGAACAUUCUAAUUGUAUAUUUUGGUAUCGUCGCAAUUCUUCUAGCGGAUGGUUACGCUUUUCAACAAAAUUUGACGUAUUACUUGAAGGAAGUUCUGUUGAAAACAGAUGCUUCCAUACCUGUUACAUCGGUGUUUUUAGAUGAAGUUGCUAGUGCCUAUUAUUGCCAUUAUAGGAAUGGGUUUCAAGAAUUGUUUGUGUCCAAGCUACUACAGUUCUACUCACAGGUUUUCACCGACUUCAACGAAGAGGUUAUCCUUAAAGUGAUCAGCGGUGUAGUUUCUCGCUGUUUAGAAAUUCCGGAAGAAGCAGAUUCAAAUACUGACGAUUUUAUGGUGAGUACAACAUUGGUUCCAGUUCUUGAUUUUGUUAACCAUGAUAAUGAGCUUACAAAUGCAUAUUUUGAUAUCGACCGUAAAACCAACGAUAUACUGCUAAUGCUAGAUCUUAAUAAAUGUACGAGAAAAUCAAACCUAUGUGAAAUAUUUAUAAGCUAUUCCCCUGUAGAAGAGCUGGUACACUUUAUGAACACAUAUGGAUUUUUCCCUCAAGCUAACAAGAAAGUACAGUUCUGGAACCUCACUAUUUCCGUGAAUUUACUUGCUACAGGUGGUCUUGAAUGCUGUUGCUCAGAUAUUCUACGGUUUUAUUCUAAAUUGCAUAUUUUCCCCUACUUAGAGCUAGUGCUGUUAAAUGAACGCAUUUGGAUAAACGAUACGAACCCUACAACUCUUGAAAUGCUUCUACCAUUCAUGCCAUAUGUUGAUAUGUUUAAUAAUAAUCCCAACUCUGAGGAAUUUAAGAUACUAGCCCAAUUACAACAUAAUCCAGCCAAAGUACCACCGAUUGUUCAAAUAGAUAAGAAAGCCAUUUCUGGUGUUAUAUCUGCCGAAGCUUUGCUUGUAGCGAAGGACCGAAUGCUACAAUUUCUUUGCAGCUACAUUACAACUCUACUGAAAAGCACCGAAAAUAUCCCUUCCAUGCAAGGCCCUCUUAAAGAACUAUCCGUGAAGGAAGCUAGCCUUCUUGAAGUUCUCAAAAAUCAGAUUGAAGAAGGAAAUAACUCUCUAUUCUGGUCGCAAGCAAACAUCCCAAACUAUAAGCUCCCUAUAUGCCCUCCACCGUCACCAAGCCCGGAUUACAUUUCUACUAUGUCAGAGAUCAAUGCUGAACAAGCUGGUAUUCCCGCAAACCUCCAUGAAAGCUGA
This is a messenger RNA of Eremothecium sinecaudum, 1545 nucleotides long. RefSeq names its product cytochrome c lysine N-methyltransferase (gene CTM1). Gene Ontology annotation, molecular function: protein binding. The coding region runs from base 1 to 1545 and encodes 514 amino acids. The record is from RefSeq and is a predicted model, not a curated record. The transcript has a single exon. NCBI's taxonomy places the organism in Eukaryota, Fungi, Ascomycota, Saccharomycetes, Saccharomycetales, Saccharomycetaceae.